This is a messenger RNA of Penaeus indicus, 1788 nucleotides long. Its product is annotated as caspase-3-like. NCBI's taxonomy places the organism in Eukaryota, Metazoa, Arthropoda, Malacostraca, Decapoda, Penaeidae. Gene Ontology annotation, molecular function: cysteine-type endopeptidase activity. Gene Ontology annotation, biological process: proteolysis. The record is from RefSeq and is a predicted model, not a curated record. The transcript has 8 exons. Bases 60 to 1178 code for a protein of 372 amino acids.
UCAAAGAGUUGCAAUGCAUUGACAGUGAUCGCAAGUCACUCUAUUGUGUCUUUGCUGGAAUGGCCCAAGAAGAAGCUGACAGACUUGUGCAUACCAGGCUACCAGGAUGGUUUUAUCCAGAAACAGGAAGACCUUUGGAGGAAACAUUUGUAAGGAACCUGAUUGGAGAAAAAUACCAGCAACUUAUUGAUGAACUUUUUAAUGCACUAAGAGAAGAAAACAGGGAAACACUUGCUUCCUAUCUACUGCCAUACAUCCGUAAGGUUAAAAAAUGUCUACCACCACAGAUUGAUGAAAAUUUCUACCCACUUCCUACAGUCUUCCCCCAUGGCCUGUGCAUUAUCAUAAAUGUUAAGAAUUUCAUGAAACCGAGAGGAGAUCAUGAUAAUAUACCACUGAAUGAGCGGCAUGGGUCAGACAUUGACAAGCAGCGACUUACAGGCACUUUUAAGUUGUUUGGGUUCCAUGUCAUGCAUUUUGACAAUCCUGACUAUGAACAAAUAAACCAAUACUUCAAAAGGCUUCGUGUUGAUGCCCGACUGGCUGUUAUUUCCUGCUUGGCUGUAUGUGUUAUGACGCAUGGAGAUGAACAAGAUCAGAUCUACCUCCAUGAUCGUUCUUGUUUCUCAGUUACCGAUCUUAGAAAACUUUGUUCUAGUCGGGUUCUACUUAACAAACCUAGACUUUACUUCGUUCAGGCAUGUAGAGGAGAAGAGGCCCUGAGACCAAUAUUUCUACAACACGAUGGCUCAGUUGUUGCUCACCAGGAGAGUGACUGCCUCAUUUCACAAGCAACAGUUAGAGGAUACUCUGCAUUUAGGAAUCAGAUGGAGGGAUCUUGGUAUAUCACUGACCUGUGUCAAGCCUUACAAGAAUAUGGUCACAUCCUGCCAAUCAAGAAUGUGUUACACAAAACAAGGAAGAAUCUGAAGGAACGUGUUGAAAGCAUGAAUAAUACAUAUAUAACUCAGCUUUCAGAGGAGAAGGAUACCUUAACCAGGGAUGUUCAACUGGUGAGAGCUGACUUGGAUCAUUUUACCGAUGGUCUCAUGGAUCUGAUUGAGCUAGAGGUAACAGAAAAACUUCUGGAGGAAAAACUGGAUGAAGCUUUAUGUGACAUAUUUAACCAAAAUGUAAUAGCAGAUAUAAAUCACCAGCUUGGAGCAUUUAGAAUGUAACAGCAAUUUCAUUGCUUUAUGGAAAUAUCACAUGGUGUAUAGUUCUUUCCAAAGGAUCAGAAGUACCUAUGAUUGAAUUUUGUAUAUAUUUUUUGUGGCAGAUCCAAACUUUCAGCCUAUAAUGUAAUAAACUGCACUACCGCAACAGGUGUAUUAAACAAUAUGUGAAUGAAUUAUGCAACGAUGCAAAUGUAAUUGUGCUAAAAUUGCUUUCAAAUUACAAUAUCCAUGUAUAUAUACUAAAUGUUUAUACCAUAUUCACCUUGUGGAAACCCUAAAUCCUAAUUACUGUUGAUUUUAUGUUUAUAUUAGUCUACAUAAAAGGGCCAAAUUUUUCUCCAGAAUGCUUAGAAAAUGCCUCUAAGUAUGUUAAGACCCACCCCCUUUGUAACAUCUUGGAUUUGCAACAGUAUAUAUAUUUGAGAUAUGUUCCAGUCCUUGUUUGUAAAAUACUUCUGUCUAGAAUUUUUAGUUUUCAUACUUUGUAUGAAAUAUAUAAAUAUCAUUAUAUAUGAUAGAUAUAAAUAUAGUUAUGUCUAAAAAAUAGAUAUGAUCAUUUAUGAUAAAUAUAAGUAUAAUUGUUCAUGGUAGCAAUAAAUGUAAUUAUUCA